Hyaloperonospora brassicae is the source of this 2163-nucleotide messenger RNA. Lineage: Eukaryota; Oomycota; Peronosporomycetes; Peronosporales; Peronosporaceae. The record is from the annotation of a GenBank genome assembly.
AUGAACGGCAGCAAUAGGACGCACUCGGUGCACUUUGACCCGUCCGUCCGGUCCUCCGAUCCAGACAGCGGCCGCUCGAGCGUAUCGACCGCGUCCGCUCCCUUCCCCGAUGCGCCCCUCGCCACGGCACCCGCUGCUGCAGCUGUUGCUGGAGCUCCUGCCCCCGCCCGCAACAGCGUCGUACACAAGAUCUUGUUGCAGACACUGGGCGAGCACUUUGAAGACACGACAGUAGCAGCGGUGCAGAGCUUUGUGGCGGGCGUGGACAAGUACUGCGCAAGCACCGAGAGCUUGGCCAGUCUGGGGAAGUCGCUCUACACGUCGCCGGCAAUGGUCUUUGCCGUGGACGACGUCAUGCGCGUGAUUCUGUGGAACGACCGCGCGGUCAAGUUCUCGGGCUACUCGAGAGAAGAGAUGGCCGGGCGCAAUCUCUUGACCGACGUGCCGAACGUUGUGCUCCCUUCUACGGCCACGAUACUCGCUGAUGCGCUUGUGCGUUGCGUCGCGGGCACACCGAUUGAUAGUGUGGUGCUCGAGCUCACUGGUCGGACCGAGUCGAGGGUCACGUUGUUGGGAUCGUGUACCCCAUUGGUGGGCAAUCCGGUUGGAGCCGGGAUGCUUGUUGUCGCUCACGAGCUGAAUCACUUACCGUUCACGUUGGUGGACAAGAAGACUGUUGCAGACACACCUGUGCUACUGGACCAGAACCAAGGAACACCUGCCGAGACGCAACCGGGUGCUGUACCGAGUGCUGUGCCGAGUGCGAUUGUGCCCUCGAAGCCGGCUGCCGUGCCGAAUGCUGGUACCGUCCCUGCCUCUCUGUCCACGUCCGUUGCGUCGAAUGCGACGUCGAUUCUCGGCUGGAGUGAAAUUGCACCAAACUACUCGAUCGAGUGUGUGCUUGGUCAGGGAAGUUAUGGACAAGUGGUGCGAUGCAAGCACCUACCGACGGGCGAGAUUGUGGCGAUCAAGAAGAUUCAGAAUGUGUUCUCGGACCCGAUUGACGCCAAGCGUAUUUUGCGCGAAUUGUGCAUUGUGCGUCAGCUGCGACACCCGAACAUUGUGCAAAUUCGAGAAAUCAUUGUGCCGCUUGACCUCGACCGUUUCCAAGACCUCUUUGUUGUAUUUGAGUACUUGCCGUCGGAUCUGGAGAAGCUGCUCCAUUCGCCACAAUUUCUUACGGCCGAGCACCUGCGGUGGUUGCUGUUAGACUUGCUGAAAGCGUUGAAGUACAUGCACUCAGCGGAGAUCGUGCACCGUGACCUCAAGCCGGCCAAUGUGCUAUUGAACCUGUCACCCGUAGCCAUCAAGAUUUGUGACUUUGGCCUGGCACGUGGCCUCUCAUCGUCAGGGUCAACUACAGGACGUAAGCGGAAGCGAUUAGGCGAUGAUGCAGCCCCGGAUGAGAGUACACUACAAGGAAUCGGCGUGCAUCCCCGCACGCCUGCCCGUCGGAUCCAGCGUCAACUUACAGAGCACGUGGUCACACGCUGGUACCGUGCACCUGAAAUUAUCUUUCGUGACCACGACUACUCGGCCGCUAUCGAUGUGUGGUCGAUCGGAUGCAUCUUUGCGGAGCUAUUGAGUAUGCAGAAAAGCAGCGUGCCGUCGCACUACCAGCGCGAACCGCUCUUUCCUGGCGUAUCGUGCUUCCCUUUGAGUCCUGGUGCUGGUCAAGUCGCGUUGCCGCAGGAUAGUCGUGACCAAUUGAACACGAUCCUGGACGUGCUUGGGACGAUGGAGGAAGACGACAUUGCAGAAAUCGCAGAUCCCGACGUGCAGUUCUAUUUGCGCAGUCUUCCGCCUCGACCCAAACGCAACUUGCAGGAAAUGUAUUCUGGUGCUGAACCGGAGGCGAUUGACCUGCUUACGUGGAUGCUCAAGAUGAAUCCACGCAAGCGUGCAACGUUGGAUGAAGCGCUGUCGCACAAGUACCUGGCCAGUAUCCGCUCGCUCGAGGAGGAGAUUGUGGCUCCUGGAACAAUCCAGCUUGAGUUUGAUGAGAAGAAGAUGAAUGUGGCGGAGAUCCGACGGCGGAUGGUGAAUGAGAUCCGGUUUUAUCACCCCACUGCUGGCACGAACGCGGCGCCAAGUUCUGCUGCUCGGAUUGCUCAGCCGAAUGGCGUUGUAGGCAAGAAGAAGAAGGCUACGAAACAAGGUUGA